CCGCGAAGCCAAGCUCGCCAUCGAGAGCACCCGGGAUCUGUGCACAAAAUGUUCUCCCGCUUCGCGUCGGCGUCGCGCCGGGCUGCCCGGCAUGCAAGGCAGCUCUCGACCGCUGCCGCGGGGGAUGGCAGCGGCUUCCUGAUCGCAGGCGGUGUCGGAGUGGCUGCCAUUGCCUGCAUGGCGCCUAGAGCUGACGAAGGCCACGCCGCAGCGCCCUCAAUCCAAGCCGACGAGGCCUCGAAGAAACUGCUCUCUGUACUCGCACAUGGCGAGGAGCUCGCGAAGAUCGCGAAGGUCAAGGCGACGAUGCCCGACAAUAUAGCCAUACAAAAAUUUGAUUUUGAGUACUUCGCGACGCUCGACCCGGCACAGCAGACGCGCCUCCUGAAAUGCCUGAAGACGGGCUGGGAGAACCCCGAUUCCGGAUUGGGGUGCUACGCCAUGGCGCCGAGUGAUUAUGAUGAGUUUGCCCCAUUUUUCGACGCCGUCUGCCAGGAGUACCACAAGGCUUCUGCUGAUGCCACUCAUGUCACGGACUGGGACGCGUCGGCUGUCGGAGACAAAGGAGUUCUGGAUGUGACCAAGCUCGGUCUCUCAGAACUGUCGAUGCGCGUGCGCGUCGGCCGAAACCUGACGCAGUUCAACCUGCCCGGCGCCAUGGAUAAAUCGGAGCGCAUCGCCUUCGAGAAGGCCAUGCUCAAGGCCUUCGACAAAUUGAAGAAGGACCCGGCCUACGGCGGCACGGUCUAUUCACUCUCCCCAGAUUUUGGGGACGGCGAGAAGAACCCCAACUUAAUUACGCCGGAGAAGUACGCGGAGCUCGUGAGGCGUCCGAGUCCCUUCCGACGCCAUCGGCGCGACGUCGUCUUCGAUCUACGCAGGUUAAGAAGCACGUCAUGUUCAAGGACAUGGCGGCGGACACGUACCUCGCGUCCGCGGGCAUCGCCGACGACUGGCCCUACGGGAGGGGGUGCUGGCAGUCUGAUGACAAGCAGUGCAUCGUGUGGUUUGGGGAAGAGGAUCAAUUGAGAAUCAUGUGCAUGAAGCGCGGCACGAAACUCAACGAGGUGUUCGACCGGCUCAAGACGAUGCUCGACACCAUCGAGUCGAUCGAUGGCAUCACCUUCGCGACGUCGUCGAAGUACGGCUACGUCACGUCCUGCCCCAGCAACCUGGGCACAGGUAUGCGCGCGUCAGUGCACGUCAAGAUCCCGAACCUCACGGCCGACGGCACGGAGACCAAAGCCAAGGCAGUAUGCAAACCGCUCGGCCUCUCGGUGCGCGGCACGGGCGGCGAGCACACGCCCAUCGGCGCCGACGGCACCGUGGACAUCUCCCCCUCGAAGCGCCUCUUCAUCAAGGAGCGCGACAUCAUCGCCAAGCUCUACUCGGGCAUCUCGGACUUGAUGGUCGAGGAGAAGAAGGCUCCCCGCCGGUGGCGCUAACAAUCGACCCGUCGCCGACGAUCCAUUCCAAAGACCAUACAUAUACCCGUCGUCGCGGCGUAACACAAAUCUAAACUUA
Molecule: messenger RNA, 1524 nt
Organism: Pelagomonas calceolata
Lineage: Eukaryota; Pelagophyceae; Pelagomonadales; Pelagomonadaceae
Source: the annotation of a GenBank genome assembly